Eruca vesicaria subsp. sativa (arugula) is the source of this 402-nucleotide messenger RNA. NCBI's taxonomy places the organism in Eukaryota, Viridiplantae, Streptophyta, Magnoliopsida, Brassicales, Brassicaceae. The record is from the annotation of a GenBank genome assembly.
AUGGGAGGUGUAAUAUCAUCUAUAAUUGGAGGUGGGGGAGAAGAAGCUGUUGCAGGGAAUGAAUAUGAGCAAAGUCGCGUCAUGAAGUUUACCUCAUCGGCUCGGUGGCAGCUUCUCUUCAACGAGAUCAAAGAAUCAUCAAAACUGCUGGUGGUUGACUUCUCCGCAUCCUGGUGUGGACCUUGUAGGAUGAUAGAGCCUGCGUUCAUCGCCAUGGCUGCCAAGUUCACUGAUGUUGAUUUCGUCAAGUUGGAUGUCGAUGAUCUUCGCGAUGUGGCUAAAGAGUUCAAUGUGACGGGGAUGCCAACAUUUGUGCUGGUGAAAAAUGGUAAGGAGAUUGACAGGAUAGUUGGAGCCAGGAAAGAUGAACUUGAGAAGAAAGUUGUCAAACACAGGGCAUAG